CGAGAAGAGGAAGCUAACUCUGACACACUCACUCACUCAUCCUCAUUCCUCUCUCUCUCUCUCUCUCUCUCUCUCUCUCUCUGUAUCUGACACACACAUCUCUCUAUCUCUCUGUCACACACUUGCUCAAACACACGCUCUCUCUCGUGCGCGCGAGCGUGCCGUCUGAGGCGAUAAGCAGCUAGAAGGCACGCAGGCGGCUUCUUGAGCAGUGACUUCAUGGCGGAGGGAGUGACAUCACUGGGCGGGCUGAACGGGACCUUGGCCCCCCCGGAUCCCGCCCUGGCAGGGGGGGGCGACCCCCCGACAGAUGUGUGGAGGGUGGUACAAAUGGUCAUCACCGUGGUGAUCUUCUUGGUGGGGAUCCCCCUGAACGGGCUGGUGGUGUGGGUGCUGGGGGUGCGGGGGGGCCGGCAGGGGGGCCCCGGGGGGGAGGAGCCGCGGGGCGCCGGGACGUUCCGGAUGUACGUGGUGCACCUGGCGCUGGCGGACCUGCUGCUGGUCCUGCGGAUCCCUCUGAUGCUGGGCUACCUGGCCGCCCACUACAGCUGGCCCUUCGGCCUGGCCGUGUGCCGGCUGGUCAUGUUCCUGCGCGGCCUGGGCCUCUACGCCAACGCCUUCCUGCUGUGCGCCAUCUCGGCCGAGCGCUGCCUGUGCCUGCUGCACCCCGUCUGGUUCCGCAUGCGCCGCCCCCGCUGGACCGUCCCGCUCGUGUGCGCCCUCCUGUGGCUGCUGGCCACCGUGCUCAGCACCCCCUACCUCGUCACCAGCGCCGUCGUGCCCCGGGCCAACCGCAGCCAGUGCCUGGAGAGCAGCGGCUCCGCGCCGGGACUCCUGAUCACCGAAACCGUGCUCGGCUUCAUCCUCCCCCUGCUCCUCUUCCUCACCAGCAACCUGGCUGUGCUGGUGACCGCCAGGCAGGCAGGGGGCGCUGUGCCCACUUCCCCCACCACCGCGCCCACGUCCAAGCGCAUGGUGCGGCUGUACCGCGUGCUCUUCCUCACCAUGCUCCUCUUCCUCACCUGCUGGGUGCCCUACUUCACCUUCCGCUUCCUGCUGAGGCUGGCGGCGAGCCAUCCGGACCGGGCGUGGCUGCUGAGCGCGUCCGUGAGCGGCGUGUACGUCUCGCUGUACCUGGUGUACGCCAAGAGCGCGCUGAACCCGGUGAUCUACGUGUUCGCCGCCCGCGGGCUCAGCCGCACGGUGCGCGCCUCCGUCUUCUCCGCCGUGGACCGCAUCUUCAACGAGGACACGUCCGACUACGCCCGGCGACGGUCGCUACGCAGGACCGACUCGCAGAUCUAGGGCCGCUGAGCCCGGCUG
Molecule: messenger RNA, 1323 nt
Organism: Anguilla rostrata (American eel)
Lineage: Eukaryota; Metazoa; Chordata; Actinopteri; Anguilliformes; Anguillidae
Product: C5a anaphylatoxin chemotactic receptor 1
Exons: 2
Coding region: 220-1305 (361 amino acids)
Biological process (GO): positive regulation of cytosolic calcium ion concentration; complement receptor mediated signaling pathway; phospholipase C-activating G protein-coupled receptor signaling pathway
Cellular component (GO): plasma membrane
Molecular function (GO): G protein-coupled receptor activity; complement component C5a receptor activity
Source: RefSeq, a predicted model, not a curated record